GACCACAAGGUUUGGUGAGGUAAUGCGCAGGCGAAAAGCUGGGUGCCCGGCGCAGUAGGAAGUGAUGAGGGGAAGUUUCUGUCUCCUUAAAUUAUCCGCGGAACGGUGGGUGUUUUUCCGUCCGUACCUCUCUCGAAAUCGUCGCGUUAGUGUCCGUUAGUGGCCGUCCGGGCGGCAUGUCGCUGAAGGGAUCGGGUUCAUCGGCCGUAAUGUCGUAAAGAAGGCCCAAGCGCCUGCCUUUCCUCUCCAGGGGCGAAGGGAAGCCCGUCGUUUGUUUCGGUGCCUGCGCACAACCUCUGACUCUAACCCUGAAUACAAUUAAAACUCAACCAGCAUCUGCGUUCUGCCCACUCUCCCAGCAAACAGGAUGAUGACUUGAUUGCGCUCGUGUUAUUUUGUUGCAUGUGCUGACGUCACAACUCUGCGUGUACAACAAACCGAUAUGCUACAGAGACCAGCUGUAACUGCCGCAUUUAUUUCUUUUCUUUUUAAACCGCAUUCCUGAUGGCAAGCUGAAGUGUAUGGAGCAACAGGAGCAGAGAGGGAGUGUGACUGGAAGGGGACUGCUUUAGAACUGCAGUUAAGAAACAUGGGCCAGUGUGUCACCAAGUGCAAAAAUCCCCCUUCCUCUCUGGGCAGUAAAACUGGAGAUAAAGAAUCCGGUAGCAAAUCGCACGUUAAGAAAACUGCCAGCCCUGGUGAAGAAUUUAGCUCAAUGUGUGCAAAGGCUUCUGGCGAUAUACUUGCCAAUGGAACAAAGAAAACUGAUGUAGUGGAAUCGACCCAGCCCCAACUUGCUCACUCUGGCGACAGUAAAAAAGAAGAAUCCUUUUCAUAUCGUGAGGAGUUCUCACUUAAGAGAGCUGAAGAAUUGUUUAGCAGGUAUAAAGACGCACAUGAGGAUGCCAUCUUAGAGGAGGGUAUGGAGUGGUUUUGCAAUGACCUUUCUGUGGAUCCUACUGAGUUCAUAGUGUUGUUAUUAGCAUGGAAAUUUCAAGCAGCUACUAUGUGCAAGUUUACCAGGAAAGAAUUUGUGGAGGGAUGCAAGGCAUUAAACGCUGACAGUAUUGAUGGAAUCCGUGCCAGGUUCCCAAGCCUUAUGAAUGAAGCCAAAGUUGAGGACAAGUUCAAAGAUUUGUAUCGAUUUACGUUUCAGUUUGGGCUAGACUCUGAGGAAGGCCAGCGAUCGCUGCGGAGGGAAAUAGCUGUUGCUCUUUGGAAACUGGUGUUCACACAGAACGUACCUUUCAUAUUGGACCAGUGGCUGAGCUUCUUAACUGAGAACCCGCCUGGAAUAAAGGGAAUCUCUCGAGAUACGUGGAACAUGUUCUUAAAUUUUAUUCAGGUGAUAGGUCCCGAUCUAACAAACUACAGCGAGGACGAGGCUUGGCCAAGCCUGUUUGACACAUUUGUAGAGUGGGAAAUGGAAAGAAGAAGAAAAGAGGGCCUGGCCGAAGAAGCAUUGCAUUUAGUUACAGAGGCUGCAAAUGUGGAAAUGUUAGGACAAAUUGCUACAGACUACCAAGUAACAGAUAAUGAGUAGUGAGCAAUAACGGAAAAUGACAGCAUAUGUAGUUUACUGCUCCUCACCACCCUCAAUUGCCUUGUUGCUAAAAGGGCUCCAAGAUGCUGUAAUAAUUUAUAGGCACUUUUUAAGCAAUUGGGUAAUACUUUUUUAAAAAUGCUUGUUCACAAAAGUAUGCAGUAAUUCACUAGUUGCCCUAAUAAAAGCAGCAUCCAUUUCAGCCUUUGAAUACUACUAGUGUGAAGUAAUCUGACAUCGUUAUUGCAGAGUUCUGUCUUUGCUUUUUUAAUUGUGGUGUUAUGGAAUUCCUUGGGUUAAGAAGUUGAAUAGUGCCAGAGCCCACUUUCAGCAAAUUGAACGAUUUAAGAGGCUGCUCUGUGUGAUGCUGCUCAUAGCAGUGGAAAUAGUAUAAAAUGAAAGACAGUAUUAAACAUUUACCAGUUUACUGAUCAAAGAAUUGGAGAAGUGUUGCGAUAUUCAAAGUGCAAGACUCCUGCAGUUGUUCAAGCAGCCACACGGUCUUUCAGUAUAUCUAACUGGUAGUUGUGUUAGCACUGUACUCUUGUAUGCUGUACACUGCAAGGUUCCAGGGUUUGCAGUACAUGUACACACAUUUCACGUGUGGUCUCAUCUCUGUAAAGUUUGUUUCCUUGUGUACACCUAAUAAACAUAUGGGUUCUUUUGAAUUCCCCUUGAUAAAAUCGCCGGUGAUCUGGAAUCUCUAUCUAAAAACAUUGAUGUCUUUCAGCUUAUUAGGUUUACAAUCCGUCGUUACAAUUUAGAUAGCGCUACUGGUGCACGUGUCAUGAUCAUAUUCACCAAAACCAGUUCACUUUGGGGCACAAAAAUGUGCAUUUAUGUAGAUUGCACCUGCAGGUACCGUAAAAGCCCCAUUGAUGAUUUUGCCUCAAUUACUAGAGUUCAAAGACCUACCUUUUAGAUCAAAUCAAAUCUAUGGCUGCCUUAGCAUCUCACGGGAGGGAACACCAGGACAUGUCAAGGUGGCUUGCUCACAAAGCUCAUUGCACUAUUUUCAGAGUCUUGGCACAGAUUUAACACCAAGAGUAUUCAAGAAGCAAUAGGCAGCAGGGCAUAAAGGAAUGGGAUCAGUCCUGCAAAUACUGUUGCCUUAACUAAAAUCAACUGAAAUGUGAUUUAUUUUUUUCUUGAAUUUAUUACUGAACUACAGCUUUUUAUUAAUCUGAGGUUCGGCCUUUUUUUUCCUCUGGUGUCCAUUCGAGGUUUUGUGAAAAUUCAAAAAUGUCCAUUUUACUGUAUUUUUGUUAAAGAAAUUUAUAGUUAAGUGAUACGUGGAAAGUGUGCUUCUGCCCUACAUGUCAUAUUGCAUUCUGCAACCUUUUGGUGUGUCACAUCAGUUGUGUAUCUCACUGAUUUUUACAAAUGCAUCAGAUGAAUGAUUUCCAGUUUCAAACAGGGAAAAAAAAUUGACACUUUUUUCUAAUGUUUUAAUUUUCCUCUCCUUCGAAGUUACUCUAGGACUUUGGACCUUGUCUGUACUGUCCUUUUGGAUUGCAAGUUCUUCCUUCCUUGGAAUUUUACACAGAACCGACAACCCUGAAUUUUCUGUAGCAGGAUUACAAAUUUAAUUCUUAAAACUCUGAUAUAUAAUCUGUGCAUUUAGCUUGUGCUACAUGUAUAUUUUAUAGAAUAAGUUUUGGUGCUUUCACUUCUGGGCUGCAAUUCUGUGGUCUGUGGGGUUGUUGUGAGUCUUGUUGGUUUGUUUAGUUGUGUUACCAUACUUAAGAUGCUUUCUUUUCUCUUUCUGAAAUUUACUGCCUCAUCUUUACAUCCACUUGUAGGUAACUUACUGAAAUGAACAAUGUUUUGCUAAUAGUGUUUCUACCAAUACACUGUCUUGUUACCAUCAAUUGUACAUUUUAUGUAUUCAGAUAUUGUAUAAAUAAUGGAUUUAUUUAAAGUUGAAAUGCUUUGUAUGUUUUACGUACUGAUUAUUUUCCAAUUAAAAGGGUCAAUUGCAUUCUUAGCAA
Carcharodon carcharias (great white shark) is the source of this 3534-nucleotide messenger RNA. It is a transcript of the gene dcun1d3, whose product is annotated as defective in cullin neddylation 1 domain containing 3. The record is from RefSeq and is a predicted model, not a curated record. Gene Ontology annotation, molecular function: ubiquitin conjugating enzyme binding; ubiquitin-like protein binding; cullin family protein binding. The transcript has 4 exons. The coding region runs from base 590 to 1543 and encodes 317 amino acids. Gene Ontology annotation, cellular component: ubiquitin ligase complex. Gene Ontology annotation, biological process: protein neddylation; positive regulation of ubiquitin-protein transferase activity. NCBI's taxonomy places the organism in Eukaryota, Metazoa, Chordata, Chondrichthyes, Lamniformes, Lamnidae.